Messenger RNA from Drosophila suzukii, 1414 nucleotides. Lineage: Eukaryota; Metazoa; Arthropoda; Insecta; Diptera; Drosophilidae. The record is from RefSeq and is a predicted model, not a curated record.
UGGAAUCAAAACUUGCUUACAGUUUCCAAUUUUGCGGAUUUGUAUAAUUGAAAUUUAUUUGUUUAGCUUUUGUAAAGUAAAUAGUGCCGUAUUACUUGGGGAAAAUCCAGUGCGAAUUUCUCAGUCGCAGCUGAAGUUUCGCUUUUGAAGAAUCUAAGUGAAGUCGAUCGAGAAACGUCCAACGAAAAAUGAUGCCCCGGCACAUGGUCAACUGGCGCGUGUACGUCUAUGCCAACUCGCUGUAUUCCUUCCCAAAUCGCGAGAAGCCCGACUUUCGCGACUGGUCGCCCCAACAUUUUCGCCGCAAUCCCUUCGAGAUCCAUAGGAUUAUGAACUGGGUGAACCGCGAUGCGUCGGUGCUCGUGAAGUCCGGCAAAACUAAUAUUUUGCUUCUGUACGAGACCAUCUUAAAUCUGCUACCUCGUGUUAGCAUUAAAAGCUUGGAGUUCUGCUCGGCGGUGGCCAAAUAUUUUGGCGGCAAGACCCAGCACUUCACCCAUGAACUGAUUAACUUUGCCCGAUCCCCGUACGAUGAUAUAAUAUCGUACGAGUGUAAUACUCUGUACAGGCCUUUGGCGGAGAUAGGAGCCAAAUCUUCAUCGAUGGCCUGGGAUUCGUCCUCCACACUGCACAACUUCGUGGAGUUCUCCCGCUGCAUUAACUACGAUGACUGCGGUGGCUUCGAGGCGGAUCUAGCGCUGGAGGAUGAGGAUUUCGGGGAGCUAGAUGAUAUGAUGAUAGAGCGCUUCAACAGUCCUUUCUUCGUGGAGAUGGACGGCGAAGUUGUGGCACCCAGAGUGACCCAAAGCACGUUGAUUCAACCAGCUAGCCAGCAGGCUAGUCAGGUGAACCAGCCAACUCAAUCCCAACCAGCGACACAAGGCCAACACCAGCCGGCUCAGCACUCCCAGCAGACUGGACAACGGGCAUCGCAACCAGGACUUCAGAAUGCGGCCACCUCUGCCGGCCUUCAGCUGGAGGAUCUGGAACUCGAGGUGGCCAUCGAGCGCAGCAUGUUUGAAGGAGCCGCCCAAGCAGCCGCCCAAGGAGCCGCACAAGGAACCGCCCAAGGAACCGCCCAAGGAGCAGCCCAGGGAUCCUCCCAGGGAUCGGGGUUCACUCUGGCAAGCGAGUUUGUCCUGCCCAGCGGACGGGUGGUACGCCUUGCCCAUCCCAGCAGCCGUGUGGUGCGCAAUGCCCACGGAUUCGGUUUGGUAAGUGUACCACCACCACAAGCGGCCGCCACCGGCGAUAGCACUACCGCCGCCCAGAAUCCUCAGGCACGCAGCACUGGACUUCGGGCUCGACGUCGCCGCCCGCCACACUCAAGCUAAGAUAAGUCCCUAAUUACAAUGUUCUGUUGCAACACUUUCAACCCAUGUUUAAAACAAUCGAUGCUCUCUCAAGAGCACAA